AUGUUUGGUUUCACGAUGCAAGUGACUGCUGAGCAGGCUGCACCUAUUCGUGCACUUGACCCAUUCUUCCUGCAGGGCACUGCAUCUGCAAACCAUGUGUCCAUGUACACCAGCUUACUGCAAGCACCACAACCUACUCAAUAUGUCAAGAGCAACUUUGUCUACCAGGUCUCUGUAUCAGGCUUAACGGACAAAGAGCCCUUUCGUAGGAGACCGACUCGGACCACGAACGAUGAACGGAUUGCAAUCACACAGACUACUCUAAACUUUGCCGAGCCCCUCCGUUUAUUUGUAUCGUUGAUUCCUGAUGACACAAGCGUUAAGCAAUUGGACUUGGAGGACUGGACUUUUCCAGAAGACCAUACGGCAGCCAUUCGGAGCCUUCACACUUGUAUACGUGGACUCAUCUCGCAUCUAGUCCGCGGCGCAGGCGCAAAUCAUGCUAUAGGCGACGUGCUGGAGCUGAGGAAUACGGUUUUCUCGAGACUUGGGUCAACUGCUCCAAAACUCCGGUCCGACGUCGACAAAUAUCAACGCAGCAUGGCUAGCAGGACACUGCCAUCAGUACUUGCAUCUCGGCAAGCAUGUCUUGAGGCUCAUGACUGGUCAUAUCUGACUUCUAAAAGCCAUUUGCUGUCCGUGCGGCAGAUGGUGGUGGAUUUUGACGACUGUCGUGUCACUUCAGACCAAACAUGA
Messenger RNA from Didymella exigua CBS 183.55, 696 nucleotides. RefSeq lists its product as uncharacterized. The transcript has 3 exons. The record is from RefSeq and is a predicted model, not a curated record. The coding region runs from base 1 to 696 and encodes 231 amino acids. NCBI's taxonomy places the organism in Eukaryota, Fungi, Ascomycota, Dothideomycetes, Pleosporales, Didymellaceae.